GAGAGCCAUCACAUUACGUCACAUCCUGAAAGGAAAGUAACCUGGGCAAGGCGGGAGAAGACAUGGUGAUUGAGAUAUAAAAGAACACAGAUUGUUUUUCUUCUUAAAAUGUCCAAACUUUCAAAGUCAGUGUAGUAGAUACAGAACUUCAAGAGUUGCAUAUUUUCAGUUUGUAUAGCUAGUUAGUCACUAUUGUAACCUCGUCGUUAACAAUAUCCAGCAAUCUCAGAAUAAGCACUUUGGAGCUAACUUGGACUAAAUUCGGACUGGACGAUAUGGCAACUAAGAAGUUAUCUGAAAUGGACAUCUCCCUCCCCUUAUCUUCCUUACGCCUCCUAGCCCCUCCUCUCCGGUUGGUCUCUGCCGCCAUGUGGAAGGUGAUAAAGGAACGCGAUGUGAUGCAUUAUGGGAUGCUGGAGGAGUUUGUGACGUCGACCUGUGAGACAGUCCCUGGCUUGCUCACAUCUAGACACCAGGCCAAGCUGGCUCUGGGGCUGAGAGCACGGUUGAUCUUAGAAGUGUGUCAUGGCCUGGACCCACCAGAUCCAGCGGUUAUCCUUCCCCAGCUGGACAGGAUCCGUGCCCUCACUCCUUCCUCUGCACUGAAGAAGGAUGUGAGAAUUGAGACCGCAGUCACCAACUUGCAUGGCCUGGUGGAAGUCCUCCUGAGAGACCCCACAGAGAGAGCACUGUUCUACAUGGAGGAGUUUCCUUCAGAGUAUGGCCCUCAGUUUGACCAGGAACUGGAGAAACUGCUGUGGGAGUUCCUGCUCAGACUGAACCAACUUCUCCCCGUGCCUAACCUGGCUCAGACGGUGUCCUGGCUCACUGCUGCCCCUCCUGUCCUAGAGGAGUGUGCGAAGGCUGCCUCCCAACCACAGCUCCUGAGGACCUUGCUCCAGCACCAGAUCUGCCUGGGUCACCUGGAUUUGGCAGCUUCUCUUCCUCCCUGUAUGGGCGACUCCAUCCUCUCAUCCCUAUCUCUCCCUCCCUCUGGAAGACCUCAGCAAAGCGAACAAUCAGGAUCUAAGCCUGCCUUUGUUUCCACCCCAAACCCUCAGUCUUUAACCCCAUUGACCAAUCACAGACAGACACAAAACAGGUCAUCGCCCAUCACGCCUGUGAUAGGUGGGAUUUGCAACGAAGACCUGCCAGUCAUGGCUUCAGCCAAUAACAGGCCAAGAACUUGCAAGGAAGACGUUACUAUCCAAUCGGAUUCAGGAGAAGUGGAGAAGAAAGCAGAGUCAACGGCAAAGUCAAAAUAUACUGAGGUGGAAUCUGAAGAGGACGAGGAGGUGAUAGUCGUGAGAAGAGGGAGGAGGAGGAAGAGGAGGAGGGAAGAGGAUUUGACGAGUGAUACAGAUGAAGAGACUGAGAGGGACCUUCGAAGGGACUGUUUGGAUCAGUUGGGGAUUGCAGGCCUCAAGGUUCCAGAAGACCAGCACCUCUGCUCUUACAUCACAUCCUGUCUGCUUAACCAACCCAGAGUGCUCAUCCCCCGACUGACUUUCACAGACAUCAUUGCACAUGUGAGGUCACAACCUCACAGUCCUUCCUGCAGCAACGAGACACCAACAGCAGGUAGAUCUCCAUGGGGACAGAACAAGAGGCUGACGAUAACUGUGCGUCGGCUUCCUUCGACCCAGCAACGGAAGUUGAAUGACAGCUCGUUGACCCUAGAUGUGGUGCUUCCAGCAUCAGCUGACAAAGAGAACUGUUUGCUUCCUUCAGUUAGCUCUCCCUCCAUUCCUCUGCCUCAAAUUAGAAGCACAGAAAUACUGACCUCACCAGUAACCAGUGACAAUGAUGACGUCAUAGGAGAUUCAGAGGAUGAGGCGACAAAGAAUUUCAAAGGCAGGCUGUUUAGGAAGCGCUACUAUAGGACCAAGCACGACACCUAUGUACCCACCCUCAGGGAGUUCUGGAAGCCCAGCCUGGCCCGACCUGCUGUUUCCCGGCAACGGACACAGAUGACACACUCAAUAAUUCACAGACGUACGGCAAAAUCCUUUCACCAUCCAUGGGGAGCAAAAUAUGAAUUUUGAAACAGGAAGGGUACCAUCUGAACUUUUCCAAUAGGAACAUGUUUCUUACUGCAAAAACAUUUUUCUAACAGUUUGGCCAACUGAACACAACCAUGGUUGUGAAUGAUUGGCAGUUUUAGGAUUCUUUGUAUCUGAUUCACUUUGCAAUAAGCAUUAUUUAAAAACCAGUGACUUUUUUAUUUUGAAAUCAAGAGGAUUAACCCAUGUCACCAAUACUUACUGCCUGUGUGCUGUCAUUGUCAAGCGUUCAGAUGUCCCAACACAUUUUCUUUUAGGGGUCAUACUUCUAUCUUCAGACGUUGAUGGCUGUGAUAACUGAGGCAAGAGCUUUCUCAUAUUGGCUGACAAUUUAAGUAAUUGUCAAGAGUUCAACUGGUUAUUUCAGCUCAAUAUCUUCAGAUUCUGAUGCCUGGUUGUGAUAACAACUUGGAGAAAAUAUUUUUAAUGUAUUUUUCAAUCGAGUAUUGUCAAUUCUCUGUAAAUGAGUGGGGUUUUAAUGUGUACUUUUGUAUCUUUUCAUAACUUUUUAAGCUAUGUCAUUAAAGAUUGUCAUGAAUUAAAUGUAAAUUAAGCAUCU
Oncorhynchus keta (chum salmon) is the source of this 2622-nucleotide messenger RNA. It is a transcript of the gene tinf2, whose product is annotated as TERF1 (TRF1)-interacting nuclear factor 2. Gene Ontology annotation, molecular function: telomeric repeat DNA binding. The coding region runs from base 276 to 2045 and encodes 589 amino acids. The transcript has 9 exons. The record is from RefSeq and is a predicted model, not a curated record. Gene Ontology annotation, biological process: telomere capping; regulation of telomere maintenance via telomere lengthening. Lineage: Eukaryota; Metazoa; Chordata; Actinopteri; Salmoniformes; Salmonidae. Gene Ontology annotation, cellular component: shelterin complex.